This is a messenger RNA of Camellia sinensis, 600 nucleotides long. Lineage: Eukaryota; Viridiplantae; Streptophyta; Magnoliopsida; Ericales; Theaceae. The record is from RefSeq and is a predicted model, not a curated record.
AAAAUAAUAAUAAUAAUUACAAGACCAAAAUUUUGCUCAGAAAAAAACCAGUUGCUUCCGAAGUCUAAUACCACCUGUAAAAGGAGCGACACGCCUCUGGUUUUUCACUCACAUCAUCUAUAUAUACACAUUGCUUAUAUAGAACACUUCCAUAGUUUAAUAACCAUCAUCUACUUUAUAGCAAAAAGCUACUUUAAAUCUCUGAAAGAAGAGAUGAGUUCCACAAGCAGAGCUUGGAUAGUGGCGGCGAGUGUUGGAGCAGUGGAGGCACUGAAAGAUCAGGGAUUCUGUAGGUGGAACUACACCGUAAGGUCGAUGCAGCAGCACGGCAAGACCAGCCUGAGGUCCUCCGCCGUUGUUUCGAGAAAAGUGAGGGGAGAGAAGAAGGCAAAGCAGUCGGAGGAGUCUGUGAGGAAAGUCAUGUACUUGAGCUGCUGUUGGGGUCCCUAUUGAUCAUCAAUCCAAACCUCAGCUCAAAGUAUAUUUUCUUUUUCAAAUUUUGUUUUUUUAUUUUAUUUUGAGUCUUGUCUGAGUGUUGCAUAAUCCACUCUGGCCUCGAAUGUAAAUAUAUUUAUAUAUAUAUAUAUAUGUAUUUUUUUU